This is a messenger RNA of Caenorhabditis bovis, 1596 nucleotides long. The record is from the annotation of a GenBank genome assembly. Lineage: Eukaryota; Metazoa; Nematoda; Chromadorea; Rhabditida; Rhabditidae.
AUGCCCUCCAACAACCUCCACCUUCAACUCCUACUAUUCAAUUUCAUCAUACAAUCAGCAAGAUGCGAGAAGCUCGCCCAAUGCAAUGUGGCAUCGACGGAUGUCGCACAAAAUCCGAACUUCAAUCUCGCUCGCCCCCUUCAGCAUUUCCAUUCGAUCGAGUUCACCGGUCAAAUCGGCGACGAAAUGACGCCACUCGAACCAAACACGAACAUCAAUCUCGUUCGGCCCCUUCAGCAUUUCCAUUCGAUCGAGUUCACCGGUCGAAUUGGCGACGAAAUGCCGUGGUACUCGUUCAAUUUAAUGACGAUGAAGGAUAUUCCGUUGCACAUGAAAAAAUCGGGCGAAGGAACCGUUUACUCGAAAUUCGAGGAUGAAAAAUGGCCACGACGUGAGCCUGAAAUGGAACCUGCUCUCAUCGGCACGAACAGUGCGUUCAAUGUCACCGUCAAAAAGACGCCCGACGAAUUCCAUGUGUUCGCCAACAACACCCUAAUGAAAGUCUAUCCAAUACGAAACGAAAGCUCAUUGAUUGUCACUGUGAACGUCAAUAACAUUUCCAGCAUCACCAUUAAACAAGUCCGCGACGAAUUCGCGGCUUGCUCUCCUCCGGCUCGCUGCUCACUUCCGGAAGUGGACGUGAUCCAAUCAAUCCCCAUAUUUAUGAAUGGUCCCCCAGCGAUGUGCCGACUACUAUUCCCAUUGUCGCUGGUAUGGCUGGCAAACGGGUGUCCAAAGGGAUGGCAUCAAGACGGUCGCACGUGCUAUCAUUUGUCGCGUCGGCGGAUGACGCUCAACGACGCGCAUCGCUAUUGCCAUCGGCUCGCCAACGACUCGCACGUGCUUCGCAUCGAGUGCGGCAAAGAGAACGCCUACAUCACACAGUUGGGCCGACGAACGCAUUCGAACGUGUGGAUUGACGCGCGCGCGCGUUUCGACAUUGUCGACGGCUCGGCGGGCCUCUUCGGUCCCGGUUUCGUUUAUCGUUGGCCGAACGGCAAAAUCGUGCGCUACAGCAAUUGGGCGCCGGGCAACGGCAUCGAGGAGAUCCACAAAAAGGACAAGUGUGUCGCGAUGCGCUCCGACGGCACUUGGAUCAACGCGGCGUGCGCCACACCGGCGGCGGUUGUGUGCGAGAAGCGAAUGCAUCACGCGGCGGCGAAGAAUUGCCCCAACCAUUGGGUGCACAACGAGCGAUUCCAAUCGUGCUAUCGGACGUUGUCCAAAACGAACAUGACGAUACUCGAAGCGGACAAUCGAUGCUUCGAUUAUGGCCUCGAGCAUCGUCAAGACGCGAUGUUGACGAGCGUCGGCAACGCCGACGAGAACGAGUUCAUCAUGAAUCUCGCGAAGGCGACGAAUCCCAACGUCGAGUUCAUCUAUCUCGGCGGUUACGGUCGAUCGAACAAUGGCCACAAAUGGCAUUGGAUGGACGGCUCGGCGUUCGACUAUCUCAAUUGGGAUCGCGGGAUGCCGUUCGGGCGGCGCGCGUUGGCGGUACUCGUGAUGAAUCGACGCGGCAAAUGGAUCAAUCAUUACGCCGACAAAAUUCUAUCGCAGUACAACGCCGUCGCCGUGUGCAAAUUCAAGACCUAG